Messenger RNA from Ctenopharyngodon idella (grass carp), 699 nucleotides. RefSeq names its product gastrula zinc finger protein XlCGF49.1-like. The record is from RefSeq and is a predicted model, not a curated record. Gene Ontology annotation, molecular function: RNA polymerase II cis-regulatory region sequence-specific DNA binding; DNA-binding transcription factor activity, RNA polymerase II-specific. Bases 1 to 699 code for a protein of 232 amino acids. The transcript has a single exon. Lineage: Eukaryota; Metazoa; Chordata; Actinopteri; Cypriniformes; Xenocyprididae. Gene Ontology annotation, biological process: regulation of transcription by RNA polymerase II.
AUGGAAGAGAGCGAGGAGAGUGAAGAACUGAGUGAAGUGGAGGAGAAACAUCUUGUCAAACCUGGAGAAAAACCUUUGAGUCGCUCAAAGACUAAAAAUACAUUUUUAAAGAAAAAAAGACCAAAGAAAUCUACAACCUGCACUCAGUGUGGAAAGAGUUUCACAGACAAACAAUAUCUUAAGAUUCACAUGAGAGUUCAUACUGGAGAGAAGCCGUUCACAUGUGAUCAGUGCGGGAAGAGAUUCACAAAUAAAUCUAAUCUACUGAUUCACAUGAAUAUCCACACCGGAGAGAAGCCGUUCACAUGUGAUCAGUGUGAGAAAACAUUUCUUAUGGCAUCAGUCCUGAAGACACACUUGACAGUUCAUACGAAAGAGAAGCCACAUUCAUGUUCUGUGUGUGGAAAGAGUUUUUCACAGCUGUCAUAUUUACAUAAACAUCAGAAAAUACACACUGGUGUGAGAGAGUACAUGUGCUUUGAGUGUGAGAAAACUUUUACUACAGCUGACCAUUUAAAGCAGCACCAGAGAAUUCACACUGGAGAACAACCUUACAAGUGUUCACACUGUGACAAGAGAUUCAGUCAAUCAUCACAUCUGAAAACACAUGAGAGGAUCCACAGCAGAGAGAAGCUGAAGCUACACACAAGGAUUGAUGCAGUGGAGAAACCACAUCACCACAGUCUGAAAUCACGGUAA